Messenger RNA from Bursaphelenchus okinawaensis, 1823 nucleotides. NCBI's taxonomy places the organism in Eukaryota, Metazoa, Nematoda, Chromadorea, Rhabditida, Aphelenchoididae. The record is from the annotation of a GenBank genome assembly.
AUGCAGAUUUUGGAUAUAUUGUCCAAGGUGUUCAAUAUUAGUGAUGAAAGAAUAACUUUGAACACGGAUACGCAAAGACAGCUUUCUGGACUAUUUGGUGAGCAACGGUUUUGGAUGUUCGAGAGCUUGUUAAAGUGCUUGAAUGGUUUUUUCUUUAACGACGAUGGUAAGUGUUGACUUCUGGCGACUAAAAUUAUUAUCUAUUAUAAUAUCACAGUCAUUUUUUACAAUUGCUUUGGCAUCUCUAUCAUUUAUGUCCAGCUUUUCAGCUAUAUCUUUUACCUUUUAGAGUACAAACAGCAUCUGGAUCAUCUUUACAAGCUUUUGAAUACUUGUUUGAACACAGGACACUUCUCUGAAGUCCCUGAACUCUACAGAUUAAUGUUUUCAGUUUGUUGUUUGAUCCAGAGUUAUAUAUUGUUCAAAACUUCUACUCCAGAAGUAAGUUUUUUAAUUUUAAUUUUUAUUUUAAGUUUAGGAAGCUCUUGCGAAGUGUGAUGAAGGUCUACUGAAAGGAUAUGAACUAGACGGAGACGUCUUGGGAUCUAUGGGUGAAGCUUUGAGUGAAAUUGCAGCGCCUUUGGAGAAGUUACACGUAGGUUUGAGAUACGUACAAGUAGAGAAUUUUAAAGGUGAUUUGUAUUUUUAAAAGUAAAGGUAAAGGUUUUUUAUCUACAAGUUUUUUUUUCAGUUUACAUUUAAGCCUUCUACAUCAAUACCUCCGUCGUUGCAAACGACUAGGAAGAUACAAGUUUUGGAUAGGCCAUCAUUGGAAACGUUUUACGAGGAGUGUUUACUACCUGAGAGACCAAUUAUUAUCAAAAAUUUGCUGAAAAAUAUGCCUUGCUAUGAAAAAUGGAGGUAAACUCUUGAAAAGUUAUAAUUAUAGAGUUAAUUUGUUGAAUAUUACUUUAUUAUAGAGAUAUAAUAUGCAUUUUUUAUUUGUAAAUAAUAAUAUAUGGUAUUUAUAAUUUUUUACAGCUUCGAGUACUUGUACACCAAAUGUGGACACAGAACUGUACCAGUAGAAUUAGGAAGCAAGUAUACUGAUGAUGAUUGGAGUCAAAUACUAAUGCCAUUUGGGGAAUUUGUUAAGGAUUACAUUGUUAAUCAGACAACUGUAAGUAUUCCAGCCGCUCCAAUAUAAAAAUGACUAUCAGGUAUUAUCACACAACAAAUAGAUUUAAAAAAUUGUUUUAGGCAGAACAUCUAGGUUAUAUGGCUCAACACAGACUGCUGGAUCAAGUGCCAUCGUUGUUAAAGGAUGUCAUAGUCCCGGAUUAUUGUUGGAUGGUACCUUAUACCGAGCCAGAGAACAUAAAUUGUUUUAUUGGACCUGCAAAUACAGUAUCUCCGUUGCACACUGAUCCUAGACAUAAUUUUUUCUUUCAGGUAUGGGUGUCGUAUAAGACUUUAGCACCUAGAGGACUGUUUUUUUUCGUUAUGUUGAUAAGUUGGCUAUGUGGACAUAUGUACCUUUCUAAAUGUUACUUUGGAUAUUAUUUUUAAAGUUGAUAUUAUUAUUGACAUAACUUCGAUUUCAGGUCCGAGGCAAAAAGUUUGUUCGACUUAUAAACCCGGAUCAGAAGGCCAAUCUUUACUUGUUUGAUGACUUCUUAAGAGCAAACUCAAGUCAAGUUGAUGUGGAACAUCCCGAUUACGAGAAACACCCUAAUUUUAGAAAUGUCAUUGUAGAAGAUUACUUAAUGGUGGCGGGCGACUGUCUGUUCAUACCUCAAGGGUACUUUCAUCACAUCAGAGCUUUAGAACCCAGCAUCUCAAUGUCAAUUUGGUUUGGGAAUUCAAAGGAAAAAGAAAAAUAA